AAUGUUUUUAAAAAAUAUAGAAAUGGCUUCUUUCUACGGAAAAAGAAUAUUUUUGUCACAAAAUAGUUUCUUGAAAAUCCCAAGACGCAAUGGUUUUUUAAUACUUGUUCCAGAAAUCGGCGACGAUUUACCAGGAAAAUAUCCUUUAUUAAAAAAAGAUAAAAGUCCAGAAUUUUCAAAUAUUACAAUAGAAAAAUGUGUUGCUGCUAUUGGAAGACAAGCUUUAGAAUUUGAAGAAGCAGUUAAAACCUUAGAGAAACAAAUAAAAAAUGUUGAGAAUAUUUGUCCAAAAAUUCUAUUUAAGGAUGUAUUAAAUCCUUUAGAAGAAUUAUAUACAUCUUUGAAUACCACAUGGGGCAUUGCAAAAACAUUGUAUGUUGGAAAUCAGAGUUUAAUACCUACACAAUAUUACAUAAGUAUUAAUGAUCGUAGUAGAAAAGCUUGUGCUGCCAAAUUUGUCAGUACACCAAUUUAUCAAGCAUGUAAAAAUGUUAUGAACAACAAAGAAAGUGAAUUAAAUGAUGAGCAAAAAAGAGUUUUAACAAAAUUUAUAUUGGAAGGAAAAUUAAAUGGAAUGGAUUUAAGUGAAAAGAAGAAAUUGCAAUUUUCAGAUUUGCAUAUAUUGUUAUUUCGUAAUUUAAGCAAAUACUCGCAGAAAGUAGAGGUAGCUGCAAAUAUGUUUACUUUUACAAUAAGGGAUCCUAAAAUUGUAGAAGACUUUCCUAAAGAGUUAUUAAAAUCUAUGGCACAAGAUCCUUCUAGCUUUCAUGUUGGUCCGUGGAUUGUAACUCUAUAUUCAGAUGUCAUGCACUUAUUUAUGGAAUAUUGCCCUGAUCGUGCUCUAAGAUGGAAAGUUUGGCAAGCAGAUGUUACCAAGGCAUCUGUAUUGCAUGAUAGAGCAGUAGAAACAAGUACAACAUUAGAAGGAAUUAGGCAGCAAAGGAAUCAAGCUGCUAAUUUAUUGGGAUACAAAACAUUUGCUGACUUAAGUAUGGAAACUAAAAUGGCUGGUAGUGUAGAAAAUAUUUACCAUACAUUUAACAACUUAUUAGCCACAGCUCGUCCUGCUCAAGAAUAUGAGAUUAAAGAAAUUUAUGCAUUUGCAAGUGAAAGAGGACUUCAGGGUCCACUUCAACAUUGGGAUAUAGCAUAUUGGGGCAGACAACGACUACGUGCUGUAUACAAGUACAGGGAAGAUGAUAUAAAUAAUUAUUUUCCUCUACCUAAAGUAUUAUGCGGCUUGUUUGAAUUAAUUGAAAUGUUAUUUGAUGUAAAGAUUAUUGAAAGCAAGAAAUCAGAUAUUUGGCACAAAGAUGUUCGAUUUUUUGAUAUUUUUGACUUAAAACGAUCAAGUACAGAUCCAAUAAGUCACUUUUAUUUAGAUCUAUAUGCAAGAAGUAAGGAAAAAUUUCGACUGACACAUGAUUUAGCAUAUAUGAUACCAAUACAAAACAGAAGUAAAAUAAGUGGUACAAAACCAUUAGCUGCAUUAAUAUUCAAUUUUACACCACCUCUUGGCGCGAAUCCUUCUUUACUUUCAUUUAAAGAUCUUCAAGCUCUCUUCCAAAAGUUUGGACAUAUGUUGCAACACACGUUAACAACGGUGGAAUAUGCAGAUAUUGCUGGAUUUUCAUUUAUGGAAUGGGAUACAAUGUUUAUUUCCGAUUAUUUCCUUCAGAAUUGGUUAUAUGAACCAUCUUUUUUGCAAGAAAUUUCAUGUCAUCAAGAUACAGGAGAAGUGAUACCUUUAGAAAUGAUUGAAAAGUUAAAGCACUUAAAGAUACAUUUAGCAGGUUAUUAUUUAUGCAAGGAACUCUAUUUAUCACACUUUGAUUUAGAAUUAUAUUCUAGUAAGGACUUUUGGAAUAAUAUAAUGGGUCGUUUAUGGGAUAAGUACUUUGUACUUCCAGCAUAUAAAAAAGAUAGUCAUAUUUGUUCUUUUAAAGAAAUAUUUAGUGGAGAUUGGGCAGCAGCUUACUACAGUAAUAUUUGGUCAAGAAUGAUUGCAGCUGAUUUGUACAGUGCUUUCCAAGAUGUGCCUGAUAAGAAUAAAGAGCAGUUAAAGGAACUUGGCAGUAGGUAUCGUGAAACAUUUUUGUCCACAGGUGGUACUUACUCUGCACGUGAAGUUUUCAGGAAGUUUAGGGGUAGAGAUCCUAGUCCAAAAGCGCUUUUGAAAAAUUUGGAACUGGAUGUAAAAUGUAGUAUGUUAAAUACUGCUAAUGAAAAUAAUUUACUAAACAGUCAAAUAUAA
Messenger RNA from Habropoda laboriosa, 2254 nucleotides. Its product is annotated as probable cytosolic oligopeptidase A. The transcript is spliced from 11 exons. Bases 2 to 2254 code for a protein of 750 amino acids. Gene Ontology annotation, biological process: peptide metabolic process; proteolysis. Gene Ontology annotation, molecular function: metalloendopeptidase activity. The record is from RefSeq and is a predicted model, not a curated record. Lineage: Eukaryota; Metazoa; Arthropoda; Insecta; Hymenoptera; Apidae.